GGGAGUCAAGGUCCUUCUUUUUUGGCCGUACCGAACGAUACGUUCGACAAUGUCGAGUAUUGCGGGGGCUGCGGCAAGUAAGACCCUUUGGGGCAAGAUAAAGUCGGUACCGAUCCAACACCCCUUCGCCUUUGGUUUCUUCCUUUCCGGCUUUAAGACUUCCUUUUCGGAUUUGCUCGUUCAGAAGGUAGUGGAACAACGAGAAACGAUUGACUGGAAGCGCAACGCCGCUUUCGCGUCCUUUGGAUUCUUCUACCUAGGAGGAGUGCAAUAUGCUAUUUAUGUACCACUCUUUAGUCGCAUGUUCCCGGGAGCAGCGGGGUUCGCCGCCAAGUCGAUUCGGGACAAACUCAAGGACGCCAAGGGAAUGUUUCAAUGCGGAGCCCAAGUCGUCCUGGAUCAGUGCGUGCACCAUCCGCUCAUGUAUUUUCCCGUCUUUUACUGCACACGAGAAUUGGUGGUACACGACAAACCCGACUUGAAGCGUUGUCUGAACGAGUAUCGGGGUAAUAUGAAAGAAGAUUUGGUGGCUCUCUGGAAGGUGUGGGUGCCGUCGACCAUUAUAAAUUUUGCCUUUAUGCCCAUGUGGGCGCGAAUUCCCUUCGUGGCAGCUACGUCUUUGCUAUGGACGAGCAUAUUAUCCGCCAUGCGGGGUGGAGACGUCUCUCACGGCGAGGAAAUGGCGGGAGGUGCGGUAACGGGAGCUACGUUGACCAUGGUAGAAGCUGGCUUUGAGUUGUUGUUUACGUCGAACGUCGAGCUGGAUCGGGAUAGCAACCAUCUCGUAAUAACAGCGUCGGGACCCGAUCGCGUGGGCUGGAUUGCGACACUGAGUCGAGCGAUUGCUGAUCAAGGUGGGAAUAUUACGCAUUCAAAGCAAGUGCGGUUGGGGUCCAGUUUCAUCUGCGUCUUGCACACGGCAGUGGACCCCGAACUGCAACAUGCGUUGAUGAAACGAUUAGAAAAGAUUCCCGAGCUAGAGGGACUUUCCUUGCAGUGCAAUAUGUUGACCCGACGAGCUACGGGGAGCUUCGAUCCGCCCGUCAUGGGAGUGCGUUUGCAUUGUGCGGGAGAAGACAAACCAGGAAUGUUGGCGUCGAUCACCGAAAGUCUUGCCAACCACGGCUUGAGUUUGGAAAAUGUAACCACCAGCGUCCGACACAACAAAAAAAGCGGCUGCGACUUUGUGGUGGACGCGGACUGCACGUUGACUCGUCAUUUGGACCAGGACCAAAUCAAAGCCAUGGUGGACGAUCUCAACCACUUGAAACAAGAACUGGACCUGAGUACGGUCGAUAUUCGCGUGCAACGCUUGGCCGCGGAACGACGCGUUCCGUAUGGACCACGUUGGGAUCGAUUAGAAUACGAUUGGUUCCCAAUGGUCGAGACGUUUCCGACUGCGCCCAAAGCAAAAAUCGCACGCGGUUUUAAAUUCCAUGGCGGGAACGCGCCCACCCGUCCCUGGUUCCCGGCACGCCGGACCGCUCGCGCCGGAAUCCGCGUCCCACGACCACGCAACGUCCGCACCGUGUGGUACGAGCUGUACACUGGUUCCAUCCGACCCGACCCGUGGCGCACCAACACUUUCGGGGUCGCCAUGCCUGGCAUUUGUGGCAUGGGUCGAGACGUGACGGUGUCGUUCGCGUCGAUUCGCGUCCAAGUCCACCGCGGGGCGUUGCGGGAAACCAAACCGCUCCUGACGGACACCGAUGCCGUCGCGACGCUGACGGGCCAGACGCUGUUGAUCGGCGCCAGAGGCAGCUGGUACAUGAAAGCCAAAGAUCUGACGGCUCUGGACGUAUCGGAUCGUGUGAUUACCGUGUCGUGUGCUUCCAAAACUGUGGAAUUGCGGGACGCCCGCAACGAACGGGACUUUCGGAUGUUUCGGCAGAAACUGCAACACUGGUACGAAACGCAACGUUCCGAAACUGCCUUUGGUGAUUUCUUGCACACCAGUGCCAAAGCAGCUUUGGGUAGUCCGCGGAGUCGCGUUUCCACGUCCCGAUCGACCCAACGCCGGCGGAUUCGGGGAACGUACGGAUCGCAAGCGACUCGAAGUGUAUCCACUGCCGUGGCUCCGACCAAUCGAUCCUGGUUGCCCGAAGUCUUUUCGGAAGAUGAGGGAGAAGACACCCACCUGCUGACAGAUAACGCAGUGGAAACACCCCGCGAGAAAGCGGUGGAGAAAGCGGACGACGACGCACUCUUGCCGGCGGUUUCCAAUGGUAACUCGGUUGGCAAGAAACGCCCCCGCCUACAGAAACUCAAAAAGGCUCUAGACGAUACCCAGACGGCGCUAGAAGACGACUCGGACGACGAUGCUUUAUUCGACGACGUCCAUCCAUGGACUACACCCGCCACACAGCACAUUGUGUCGCCGGGAGGAGCGCUCACGGAACGCAAGUCGCCCGGAAGGAAGCAAAAGAGACUGUCCAGUUUUUUUCCACGCAAACCUACCCAGAAAUCUUUCGAUCCCGCGACUGCGGUCACCACCCCACCACGCCCGGUACCGCGGACCCCGACACGACUGUCUUCGCCUGCCGCCACCCGUCUCGUCAAGUCGGCACGCAAAUCCCUGACCCACGACGCGGCCUGGCUCGAACGCUCGCCUGCCGCCAAAUCGCCGCACCAAAGCAGCGCGGAACGACUGUUUGGGAAACACAAUUUCUUCCACUCGUCUCAUCGGAAUAUUAAAAGUGAACCCGAACCAGAAGACCCCAUUCAAGAAUUUGGUGAUCCCACGUCCGCGACACCAACAUUCCAGCUCAAAUUGAAGCCGCCUUUGUUCUCUCCGUGUGAUACUAGUACACCCACCAAGAAUUUGUUUCCCGAGGUAGAUUGUUCGCCUUCGUUGCAACCCGAAGAGACCAGUAAGCUGACCCCACCUCCACUCAUUCCUCGUUAUCCAUGCCGGGGCUUACGGAACCUCGGCAAUACGUGCUACCUGAAUUCGUCGGUCCAAAUGCUCUGUACCGUGCCGGAUUUUACCUCGCGACUAGACCAAAUAAAUGACAACGCUCCACUCGCGACGAGCCUCGUUCAAGUCGCUCACGAGCUGAGAGAUACCAAUGCUCCUCUGUCCGUAAGACCACGAGCAAUCAAAGACGCUAUGGACGAGAAGACGCACAAAUAUCAAGGAUUCGAGCAACGUGACGCCCACGAAUUUCUUAGUGAUUUAAUCGAUCACGUCCACGAAGAGUUGACCGAGAAGAGCAAAGCGGAACCGUCCAAAGAAUCGGAGCAAACUCCGCCAACCGACGACUUUCGUUUGGUCGUGCGGGUGUGCCUCAAGUGUACUUCGUGUGGGUAUUCUCGGAACAAGGACGAAAUUUAUCGACACCUGUCUAUUGAUGUCGUGGGCGAUGCCACCUCGGAAGAAGUAUCGGAUGUUUCGCAAGCUUCAGUGGAGCAGGGACUGGCCCGGUUCUUUCAACCGGAGACGCGCGAAAUUUUGUGUGAAAAGUGCAAACGCGGUACUCACGCUUUCCAGACACUACGGAUUGUUCAAAAGCCCAAAGCGCUUUUGCUGCAUCUCAAACGGUUUCUAGUGGUGGAAAAGCCGCGACCGUUAUCACCCAACCAUGCAGAGGCCACUACUGACGAAAACAGCCCACCUAACAGUCAAAGUAGCUCUCCUACAAAGACAGCGCCCCCGCCGCCCGAGUACGUUUUCCGAAAGAACAAGGCACCCGUUUUGAUCCCUGCGACUCUGUCGUUGGACUCCUACCAAACAAAGGAAACUGUGCAAGACGGCAACCAGGUUGCCUCUACUUUUUCGCUGCAAAGUGUAGUGCAUCAUGUUGGCAAUCGGUCGUCGUCGGGACACUAUACAGCCGAUGCGCUGAGGCUGGUGAACAAGAACGGCUCAGAAACGGAGAGUGCUAAGACAAUGCAGUGGAUUAGUUUUGAUGACGGCUGCUCCGGUAGAACGAGUUUGGAAGAUGUUAUCCUAGACCCGGUCAAGCAAGCAACCGCUUACAUUCUACUCUAUUCUUCAACACCAAUCUAA
Molecule: messenger RNA, 4009 nt
Organism: Phaeodactylum tricornutum CCAP 1055/1
Lineage: Eukaryota; Bacillariophyta; Bacillariophyceae; Surirellales; Neidiaceae
Exons: 7
Coding region: 50-4009 (1319 amino acids)
Biological process (GO): protein deubiquitination
Cellular component (GO): cytosol; membrane; nucleus
Molecular function (GO): cysteine-type endopeptidase activity; cysteine-type deubiquitinase activity
Source: RefSeq, a predicted model, not a curated record